Messenger RNA from Melozone crissalis (California towhee), 2338 nucleotides. RefSeq names its product catenin alpha like 1 (gene CTNNAL1). Bases 47 to 2338 code for a protein of 763 amino acids. The transcript is spliced from 19 exons. Lineage: Eukaryota; Metazoa; Chordata; Aves; Passeriformes; Passerellidae. The record is from RefSeq and is a predicted model, not a curated record. Gene Ontology annotation, biological process: cell adhesion; Rho protein signal transduction. Gene Ontology annotation, molecular function: actin filament binding; cadherin binding.
GCGGCGGCGGCGCGGCUGGAGGGGGUCCUGGCCCGGCUCCCCCGCUAUGGCCACGUCCCCGUGCAGCAGCAGCGGCGUCUCCUCGUCGUCCUCGUCCGGGCUGGGCGCGGACGCGGGGCUGGAGAUCCGCACGCGCUCCGUGGAGCAGACGCUGGUGCCGCUGGUGUCUCAGAUAACCACUCUUAUUAAUCAUAAGGACAAACCAAAGCGCUCCGACAAGACCCUGCAGGCAAUCCAGCGAGUGGGCCAGGCCGUUAACCUGGCAGUGGGGAGAUUUGUUACUGUGGGUGAGGCCAUCGCCAACGAAAACCAUGAGCUGAAGGAGGAAAUGAGCGUUGCUUGCAUCGAGGCAAGGAGAGCAGGUGAAACAAUUGCACAGCUUACAGAUGUGGCUAGCUUGGAUCAUCCAGAAUCUGACAGCCACAUAACAAUCUUUACGGACAAAACGGGUGUGGUGAAAGCUGCAAGGUUGUUGCUUUCUUCUGUCACAAAGGUGUUGGUGUUAGCAGACAGAAUUGUUAUUAAGCAAAUUAUAACUUCCAGGAACAAGGUUCUUGCAACAAUGGAACAACUAGAAAAAGUCAGUAGUUUCCAGGAGUUUGUACAGAUAUUCAGCCAGUUUGGGAAUGAAAUGGUGGAGUUUGCCCAUUUAACUGGAGAUAGGCAAAAUGAUUUGAAAGAUGAGAAGAAAAAGGCUAGAAUGGCAGCAUCUAGGGCUGUUCUUGAGAAGUGCACUAUGAUGCUCCUGACUGCUUCAAAGACUUGUCUGAGGCACCCAGACUGUGAAUCUGCUCGUAUUAACAAAGAUGGAGUUUUUCAUCGGAUGAGACUAGCUUUGGAACAGGUGAUAGAAAUUGUAACUGACUCUAGACCAAAUGGAGAAAGUGAAAUGGCCCCCAUCAGCAUAUAUUCUGGCAUCAAAGAAUUCAAGAAUAAGGUGGAAGGUCUCCGUGAGAAUCUUUAUUUUCUCUCAAAAGAGAACCUUUCAACAAUGCUGGAAGUUAUCCUGGAACACACAGAAGACUUCACAGACUCUGCCUAUACCAGUCAUGAGCACAGAGAGCACAUUUUGGAGCUGUCUAAACAAGCUAAAAUGGAACUAGAGCAGCUGGUUUCAGUGUGGAUGCAAGCUCAAAACCAAAAGACAAAGGAUCUCAUGGAAGAUUUGGAAGUAGCCAUUUUAAAAACAUGCCAGUGCAUGAAUGAACUGAAAAGAGAGGUCCACAGUGCAGCAACAUCUCUGGCAGCAGAUCUUCUGAAAUACCAUACAGAUCAUAUGGUUCUCAAAGCAUUAAAAAUCACGGGAGUAGAAGGAAAUCUUGAAGCUGUAGCAGAAUAUACUUGCAAGCUAUCAGAGCAGAAAGAACAGCUUGUUGAGAUGUGUCGCUUACUGAGGCAUGUUUCUGGAACUGAGCCCCUUGAGAUAACUUGCAUACAUGCAGAGGAUACCUUUCAGGUCACUGGCCCACAGAUAAUUUCUGCUGCAGAAACUCUGGCAUUACAUCCAUCUAGCAAGAUUGCAAAAGAAAAUCUUGAGGUGUUCUGUGAGGCCUGGGAGUCUCAACUGAGUGACAUGUCUCUGUUGCUAAGAGAAAUCAAUGAUGUGUUUGAAGGAAGAAGAGGAGAGAAGCGUGUCUACCUAUCACUGCCCAGACCAGGGAAGCAUAAUGCAAAUCUGAAAGCAUUAAAGCCAGUCAAACUAGAUUCUGAGGAACAGGCGAAAAUUGCAAAGCUUGGAUUAGAAUUGCAUCUGCUCACAUCUGAUGUGGAUUCUGAGACAGAGAAAUGGGAGGACCAGGAGAAUGAGAUUGUGCAGCAUGGACAAGGCAUGUCAAGUAUGGCCUACUCCAUGUAUUUAUUUACCAGAGGAGAAGGACUUCUGAAAACUACUCAAGAUUUAUUUCAUCAGGCAGAGAUUUUUGCCACAGAGGGCACAAAGCUUGCCUCAGCUCUUCAUGCUCUUUCUGAUCAGGUACGUGAUGAUGACAAGCCUUUGCUUCUGUUGGAGGCUGAAAAACUCAUCACUAUGUGCAAGCAGCUCCAGGCAACAGCUAAAGCUUCUGCUCAGGGUAAAAGUGCUACAUUUACAAAGGUUGAUGCAUGCAUUCUGAAAACAAGGAAUGUGAUGACUCUCUUAUGUCAACUUCUUCCACUUUGCUGCAAAUUACUGAGAAAGAAUAAAGCGGGAAAUGGUUGUCUUAAGCCUGCUCCACCAUGGAAAGAAGACAGAAUACGAACUGGUACAAAUGCACGUACUCCAGAAAGAAGAGUGGAGACAUUUGGCAUCAAGUCUUUAGAAAAUCAUGUAACAAACAUGACAUUUUUAGAGAGCAAGUAA